Jatropha curcas is the source of this 3303-nucleotide messenger RNA. NCBI's taxonomy places the organism in Eukaryota, Viridiplantae, Streptophyta, Magnoliopsida, Malpighiales, Euphorbiaceae. The record is from RefSeq and is a predicted model, not a curated record.
ACCGCAGUUUCUGCAUUAAAAAGGAUAAUACAUACUAAAGAGGGCAGGUGAGAGUUUCCCUCUUCUGUAAAUUCAAAUAAUACUAUAAUUUCUGUCAAACGAAUUUCAGUCUAAUUCCUUGCUCCCCAUUUAUUGAGACUUAAAAAAUGGAAGAACAAGAAGAAGAAGAAUCAUUGGGACCUAAUGGCCCUGGACUUAGGGUUUCGCAGUUUGAUUAUUCGAUAGAGAAUCACUUCAAAGCUGUCGACACGAUUGCUAAGCUCUGUGGCGAACCAGAGACUGAUUCUCUUGAUGUAUCAGAAAUACAAUGCUUAUAUUCUUCAAUAACAUUCUUAAGAGAAUGGAGAUAUUACAAUUAUGAACCAAGAACAGUUAGAUUUGCUGAAAUGAAAAAUUCUCAAGAGAGAAGUUUUCUUCAUGAAAUAAAUUUACCCCAGUUUUCAUCAUCAACUGUUCCAAAGAAGAAGGGACCGGAUGGGGGCACUGCGAUUCCAGAAUCUAGCAAAGACUUUGUGAUGUAUGUUGGAGGGUCUGUUUGGGCAUUGGAUUGGUGUCCUAGUGCUGAUGAAAGACCUGAUUGUCAUAUCAAAUGUGAGUAUGUUGCUAUUGCUGCCCAUCCUCCCGACUCUUACUAUCACAAGUUAGGCACAUUGCUUACUGGCAGAGGUGUCGUUCAAAUAUGGUGCAUUCUAAAUGUCAGUGGGAAUGAGGAGGUAGCACCUCCAAUAAAAAAGCCAAAACGGGGAAUGCAAGAUCAUAAUUUAUGUGGUGAUAAAUCAACUCUAAUAAAGAGGCCAAGAGGUAGACCUAGAAAGCAGCAAAUAGAAGAAUCUUCAAAUGGCAAAGCCAUAAAGGAGAAAUCUACUGAAUUCAAGAGGCCAAGGGGUAGACCUAGAAAGCAGCAAAUAGAAGAAUCUCUCAAUGGCGAAGCCACCAAGGUGAAAUCUACUGAAUUCAAGAGAUUAAGCGAUAGAUCUGGAAAGCAGCAAAUAGAAGAAUCCCCCAAUGGUGAAGCCACCGGGGAGAACUCUGCUCGAUUGAAGAGGCCAAUAAGUAAGCCUAGAAAGCAGCAAAUAGAAGAAUCUCUCAAUGAUGAAGCCACAAAGGAAAAGUCUAUUCAAUUCAAGAGACCAAGAGAGAAGCAAAUAGAAACAUCUUGCAAUGAUGAAGCCACAAAGGAGAAAUUAACUCAAUUCAAGAGGCCAAAACGACAGCCUAGAAAGGAGGCAAUCAAUAAAUCCCUUGACAGUCUAGAUUGCAACAGCCAAUAUGUUGAAGCCCUAUACCCAGAAGAUUCAUCUCAAUUGCCUGCUAUAGAAGUGGUCUCUGAGAAUACCCAAGAACCAACCGCACAGGUAAACAAAUGCAAACAACAUGAAAGUUAUGCCAAACCGUUUUCUUUAUGUCUUGAAACUAUUGAGCAAAGUAGACAACUGGAAAGUGAGGCAAGGGAAAAAGAUAAAUGUGCUGGUGUUCUUUUCCCACAAUUAUUGACUCAAGAUACAGACGAUGAACCUUUCUAUAUGAACCAUCAAAUAUGUAAGAACUGUAAACAGGACCCUCCAGUGCUAAAUUGUGGCCUAGAUAUUGUGUCCUCGAGUAUCAAGUCAAAUCCUUGUUCUAUUCCAAAGGAUGUUGCUUUGCCAAGAGUUGUUUUAUGCCUAGCUCAUAAUGGAAAAGUUGUUUGGGAUGUGAAAUGGCAGCCUUGUCAUGCAUCUGAUUCCAAAUGCCAACAUCGAAUGGGUUAUCUUGCUGUUUUGCUAGGAAAUGGAUCUCUAGAAGUAUGGGAUGUUCCUCUUCCUCAUGUGGUGAAAGUAAUUUAUUCUUCUUCUCAUAGCAAAGAUACUGAUCCUCGCUUUGUAAAAUUGGAGCCAGUGUUCAGAUGUUCAUUUGCUAAAUGUGGACAAAUGCAGAGCAUCCCUUUGACAGUGGAGUGGUCAACUUCAUGUCCACAUGAUUACUUACUUGUUGGAUGCCAUGAUGGAACGGUUGCUUUAUGGAAGUUUUCUGCGAGUGGCACAUCUGGAGAUACAAGGCCUUUGUUGUGUUUCAGUGCAGAUACAUAUGCUAUUAGAGCAGUCGCAUGGGCUCCAUCUGAAAGUGAUAAUGAGAUUGCAAAUGUUAUACUUACUGCUGGACAUGGAGGCCUGAAGUUUUGGGACAUACGUGAUCCAUUCCGACCUCUGUGGGAGCACCACACGUCAUUGAAAUUCAUUUACAGUUUGGAUUGGCUGCCAGAUCCAAGAUGUGUUAUCCUAUCCUUGGAUGAUGGAACAAUGACACUCCUCAGCUUGGUGAAGGUUGCAUCUGAUGGCCAUGUUAGUGGAAAACCUUCUCAUGAGUCUAAACAAUCAGGAUUGCAUAUGCUUUAUUGUUCAACAUCCUUUGCCAUAUGGAGCGUUCAAGUGUCAAGGAAAACAGGAAUGGUUGCAUAUUGUGGUGCAGAUGGUACUGUUUGCUGCUUCCAGCUUACAGAAAAAGCAGUAGAGAAAGAUUCAUCAAAACAUCGUGCUCCUCAUUUUAUGGCUGGGUCUCUAAGUAAGGAUGAUGAAUUGGCCAUUACAGUUAACACCCCGUUACAGGAUGCUCCUUUAACUCUGAAGAAGCCAGUUAAGAACGCCAUGCAAAGCUUAUUGGACUCAAACCAGACGAAAAGAGCGAAUAACAAUAAGGCAGAAAAAGCGCCAGCUGCUGAUAAUCAACUAUCAGCAGUUUUGUGCGAUGGCGAUGAUCCAGGUAUGCAAUAUAGAGACAAUGAAACAUUAGCAGCUCUGAAAAGUAGAAUUAAACCAAAAUCCCAAAAAGCCAGUACUAUAAUGGAUGGAAAGGAUAAAACAUUGAUAUGCAUGGAUGAAGGACAAGAUGGGGUACAAGAGAGAGAAAGUGAAAAGGGAAAACCUGCGAACAAAAUUGAAGUUCUCCCUCCUGAUAUUGUUGCAAUGCAUAGAGUUAGAUGGAAUAUGAACAAAGGGAGUGAGAGAUGGCUGUGUUCUGGAGGAGCAGCAGGAAUUGUACGGUGUCAAGAAAUUACAUAAUCUAAUUUUAUGUGUGUGUGUGUGUAUGUAUAUUAGCUUUUUCAGCAGGAAAAAUAAAAAUAAUAAAUUUUUAGUAGUUUCUCUAUCUUGGAUGCCGUAUUUUAACUUUUAAGUGGCAAUUAGUAUUGGGGUUCAUCUGGCUGUUUUAUAAUUUCUCUUUUCGUUGCUACCUCUCUACGUUUUUCUCAAAUACUUUUGGGAAUUACUGUUUGGUUCCUGUGGUUUACUGAAAUUGACUAUUUUAAAAUAUGUGAAUUUAUUCCGCUAA